This is a messenger RNA of Cyanistes caeruleus (blue tit), 5766 nucleotides long. RefSeq names its product cadherin 22 (gene CDH22). The record is from RefSeq and is a predicted model, not a curated record. NCBI's taxonomy places the organism in Eukaryota, Metazoa, Chordata, Aves, Passeriformes, Paridae. Gene Ontology annotation, molecular function: beta-catenin binding; calcium ion binding; cadherin binding. Gene Ontology annotation, cellular component: adherens junction; catenin complex; plasma membrane. Gene Ontology annotation, biological process: multicellular organism development; cell migration; calcium-dependent cell-cell adhesion.
GCUCCCGGAGAUGCUGCUGACUGCCCUGCACCUCCCUGCGUGAGCCAGCAGAGAAUGGAAGAGACCAGAAUCAUCUGGGCAAAGGACCCUUCACCAGGCACUGGGAUAUUGUCCCCCUGAAGAUGGGAGUUACAAAUGGCCUUGUGAACUGUACGUGUGGCUCAGACACCUGCACCGUCACACCCCUUGCACAGUAGUCCCAGGCUGCCACAGGAUAGGCAGACGCUGGCCACAGCAGCUCAUCCUGUUAACUCCCCUGUGAAAACAUUUGUGGAGGAGCUUUCCUUCUCCUCCUGUGAAUGCCAGCAGUGGGUGUCUGUGCCCCGUGUGCCGCCGCGGCGUUCCCUGCCCGCCGGUGGGGUGGGCAGCAGGCUGCGCAUCGCCCCCUUCCCCAGCGAGGCCGGCGGCAGCCGAGCACGGAGCCCUGCAGCUCUAUCCCCGGGGACAAAUGCCAGCUGCCAGACUCUUCUCUGGAGACCCAGGAGCAGCCUGCGAGGCACCAGCACUGACUGCUCCCACGGCAGCAGCGGGCGGUCCGGGACGCCUGUUGUCGCAGAUGUGACUCACGCUGGACAGGAGCGCUCCAGCUGCAGGGCACGGCAUGCAGCAGGGACAGGGGUGCUCUGCACUGACCCGGCAGCCUCACGCUGCUAGUGUGGACUUGCCUCCUACUCUUCCCUAAAGGAUGCUGGCUGCCCGUCCAGAAGCUCCUGCUCAUGCAGCCUUCUAGGGUGCCAUGGCGAAGGGUCUGCAGGGCUUCUUGUGGACCAUGCUGCUGCUGUUCUGCGCCAUCCAGGAGCUGGGGACCUGGGCCAUGCACACGGCGGUGGAGGGCCCUGGCCUCGGGGAGCCCGGGGAUCCUGCACUGCUGGCCGGCGGGCGAGUGAAGCGUGGCUGGGUCUGGAAUCAGUUCUUUGUGGUGGAGGAGUACACGGGCACCGAGCCGCUGUAUGUGGGGAAGAUCCACUCGGACUCAGAUGAGGGAGACGGCUCCAUCAAGUACACCAUCUCCGGGGAGGGCGCAGGGACCAUCUUCCUCAUCGAUGAGAUCACAGGUGACAUCCACGCCACCGAGCGCCUGGACCGGGAGCAGAAAACCUUCUACACGCUGCGGGCACAGGCCCGGGACCGGCAGACAGACCAGCUGCUGGAGCCCGAGUCAGAGUUCAUCAUCAAGGUGCAGGACAUCAACGACAGCGAGCCACGCUUCCUGGAGGGGCCCUACAUCGGCAGCGUGGCGGAGCUGUCCCCCAUCGGCACCUCUGUGAUGCAGGUGAUGGCCUCCGAUGCCGACGACCCCACCUACGGGAGCAGUGCCCGGGUAGUCUACAGUGUGCUGGAGGGGGAGCAGCACUUCACUGUGGACAGCAAAACAGGUGUGAUCCGGACAGCCGUGGCAGACCUGGACCGCGAGACACAGGACCGCUAUGAGGUGGUGAUCCGUGCAACAGACAUGGCAGGACAGCUGGGUGGCCUGUCUGGCUCCACCACGGUCACCAUCGUGGUCACUGAUGUCAACGACAACCCACCACGCUUCCCUCAGAAGAUGUAUCAGUUCAGCAUUGUUGAGACGGCCCCCGUGGGCACUGCCAUCGGGAGGGUGAAGGCAGAGGACUCUGACGUCGGAGAGAACACGGACAUGACAUAUCAAGUGAAGGAUGAGGAGGGGGUGGAGAUGUUCAAAGUCACCACGGACAGCAAUACCCAAGAGGCUGUCAUCACGGUACAGAAGCCUCUUGACUACGAGUCAAAAAGAGUGCACACUGUCGUGGUGGAGGCCCUCAACAAGUUCGUGGACCCGCGGUUCGUGGACCUGGGCACCUUUCGGGACCAGACCAUUGUUCGAGUCUCAGUGCUGGACGUCGAUGAGCCCCCCGAGUUCCGGCCCCCCUCCAACCUGAUGGAGGUCCAGGAGGAUGCACAUGUUGGAUCUAUCGUGGGGGUGGUCACUGCCCUGGACCCGGACACAGCAAACCACCCUGUCCGGUACGCCAUCGACCGCAGCACGGAUGCCGAGAGGAUCUUUGACAUUGACGCCAAAACAGGGGCUAUUGUGACAGGAAAGGUGCUGGACCGGGAGACAGCAGGGUGGCACAACAUCACUGUCCUGGCGAUGGAAGCAGAUAACCAUUCCCAGGUGUCCAGGGCCUCUCUCCGGAUCCGGAUCCUGGAUGUCAAUGACAAUCCACCUGAGCUUGCCACCCCCUAUGAAGCCUCUGUGUGUGAGGAUGCCAAGCCAGGCCAGCUGAUCCAGACAAUCAGCGUUGUGGACCGGGAUGAGCCUCAGAGCGGCCAUCGUUUCUACUUCACAUUGGCACCUGAAGCCACCAACAACCACCACUUCUCUUUGCUGGAUAUCCAGGACAACACGGCAGCGGUGCACACGCAGAGAGUGGGCUUCAAUCGCCAGGAGCAGGAUGUGUACCUGCUCCCCAUCCUGGUGGUGGACAGCGGCCCCCCAGCCCUGAGCAGCACAGGGACUCUGACCAUCCGUGUCUGCGGCUGUGACAGCACCGGGGCCAUCCAGUCCUGUAACAGCACAGCCUACGUCGUGUCAGCCACGCUGAGCCCCGGCGCCCUCAUCGCGCUGCUGGUCUGUGUCCUCAUUCUGGUUGUGCUGGUCCUUCUGAUCCUCACGCUGAAGCGACACCACAAAAGCCACCUGACCUCUGAGGAUGACGAGGACAUGAGGGACAAUGUCAUCAAAUACAACGAUGAAGGGGGUGGUGAGCAGGACACAGAGGCCUAUGACAUGUCAGCCCUGCGCAGCCUCUACGACUUCAGUGAGAUCAAAGCUGGUGAUGGAGGUGGGGGGCCAGGAGAGGGGGGCCCAGGCAGAAACCCAGCCUCGGAGCUCCAUGCCCUCCCACAGUGGGUGCAGAGCCCAGACCUGGACUUCUCUGUGUUCAGAGACUAUAUCUGCAGGAAGGUGGAGCAGGCAGACGAGGACCUCUCUGUGCCGCCCUAUGACUCAUUCCAGACCUAUGCCUUCGAGGGCUCGGACUCCCCAGUGCCCUCCCUGAGCUCCAUCAACACCUGGUCCAGCGGCUCGGAGCAGGACUUCUCCUACCUGGGGGGCUGGGGGCCACGAUUCCGGCAGCUGGCAGCGCUGUACGUGGGGCGCAGGGGCGAGGAGGACGGCGAGGAGUCCUAGCUGCCCCUCCAACCCCGUGGGCUCCAGACACCUCCUGGACUGGGGCUCCAGGCCGUGCCACAUGGGAAUCGUGUGCUCCUGGCCGGACUCCACGGCUGCCGGCCAGAGGCUGCACCGCGGGCACCGGGCCACUGCUCCUCUGCAGCUGCCUUUGGCUCGGGUGGGCUCCACACUCACGUGGGGAGCCUGGGGAGCCCAGAGGAGCCACCGGGCUGUCCUCAUCUCCUCAAAGCCAGUCUCCAUUAAAGCACUACGCAUUGACUUAAGAAGGAGAAAAUCUAAUUCAAGAGGGUUUGGAGAGGGUUUCUCCCCCACAAAUUAUAAUUUAAAUAGAUCUGUUCGGUGAUCCCUAUCCAGGAGAGGAAGAGCAAACCGGGAGCCUUUUGUUGUCUAAAUUGUUUUUGUCACUUGAGUCAGAGCAUUUAAAGAGCUUUGAUUUCUUUAAGAGCUUUCCUUGCUGAGGGAAACAAGCUUUUAACUUCUGUUCAGAUUUUUCCCUCCUAAGUUUACGUGCUUUUUGAAGUCUUCCUUCUCGCUGCUCCCCGUGGGCCUCUCGGUAGCCCCUGGCUGCGGGCAUGGUGUUGGAGGGAGGAUGCCAGGCUGGGAUCACAUCCUGCACAGAACGGCCGCUCUCCUCAAACCAGGUUUCCCUUCCGUGCUGCAAUCACUUCACCCCUGUAUUGUGGUCACAGAGGUGCUGGUGAUGUGAAGGGGAUCCCCAACACUCCCUGCACAGCAGACAUUGUCUGUGAAGUCCUGGUGUGCCCCACAGCCCAGUGACAGACAGGGAUGUCCCACCUGUCACCGAGGCGCGAUGUGCCCUGGGCCACAGAGCAGCUGUGCUGCUGGGGAAUUCCAUCAGAGCAUUCUGGGGGGCCCAGAGCAGCACCCCCAGGUGGGAUCUGCCAGCCCCUCACACAGGACCUGGGGUUUGUAGGGCUCUCAGCCAGGCACUGGCUGUCACCAAAUGGUGUGAGCUGCACAGGGCAGCAGGCAGGGUGUCAGUGCUCCCUGGCCCACUGUGGCUGGGGGAGAGCUGCAUCCCAUGGAGGACUUUGCUGCAGGGUGAGGGAGAACCCUGGACUGCUGGCUGGGAAGAAUAAUUCCUGCUUGCACCUAGCUGACAGCAGAGCAUCACCAUUAGCAACAGAACAGCCAUCCCCAGGAGAUGUUUGUGAGGCCAGAACCUGCUGGCACAGCUCUGGGGCCGAGCUGGCUGCAGGUUGGGCAGCACGUCUCUGACACCUCGGGGUACCCAGGCUCUCCCCACCCCAGCACAGUAUCACACAGCAAACCAGCAUGAGCUCCCAGCGGGACUGCUUUUGCAUGCAAUUCCUGGGUUUGGGAGGUAGGUGAUGAGGAUGCCAGUGGGAUGUGCCAUUGCUCUUCAGGCUGCAGAUGAUGCUGGAAAAAAGCACUGGGUGCCCAGUGCCUUCCCAGCCUGCCAACUACCACAGGGAAAACUGAACAGCCUGUAGAGUGAUGUCCUUGCACAGCACCUCAGGCCAUCCUGGCUGGUGCAGCUCUUUAUCUGUUCAUGUUGGGAAAAAAUCAAUUAUAUCAUUGAUAGGUAACUGAUACAGUCUCCCAAGGCCUGACACAUCCUGGGCUGCCAAUGACAAACAUUGGGUUUGUCCUUUUUAGUUUAACCACAGACACUGUUUUCUCUCCUUGGAGAAGGUUUAACUGUAAAUGUACAUGCGUGUCCAUUUUUUUACUGCGUGUUGCUUCCCGGCUGCUGGCGUUGGUCCUUUGGCUGCAGCACGAGACCCGGCAGCGGAGAGGGACAGGACCUGUCUUUGCCACGGUGCCUGCCCUCAGCUGCUCCUGCCCACUGCCACCACGGCCCCUGUGCAAAGCCCCAGCUUGGCUGAUACCGGGACCAGGAGCCCCUGGAGGGACCAGGGUCCCUCUGAGGAGGCGAUGGUGCUGUGGCUGGCACCUGUGCCCAGCGUGCUGCUGGUUCACUGUGAUGAUGCUGGGGAGGCAGCAGGGCCCUCGAGUGCCAGCUCUGGCCACGCUGUCUCAAGCACGUGGCACCCCGCACCUCCCAGCAGGAGAACAGAGAAAGCCCUCUCUUUCCUCAGGAAUGUGUUCGUGUUUUCCCUCUGGGCUGCAGAGCUGUGCCCGAGCCCCUCUGGCACUGGCCCUUCCUCUAGCCAAGUGUUGUGCAAUAGCAGGGCUCUGUCCUAGGAGAUGGGGUCUGACAGGGUACGUGUUUAGCAACCCUCCCAGCGGGUUCUCCCCCAUCCCUGACCACCCCUGCCCAGCCCGUGCUCCCCGGCGCGCAUGCACGCACGCUUGCGUUUUACUUUCUGUCCCACGUGUAAAUACGGGAGGAGCGUGGUACCGAGUGGUCCAGUGCCGAUAGAUCCCGUGCUGAACGAUCCAGUACCGAGGGAUCCGGUACCGAGCGAUCCGGCCCCGCCGCGCUGCCCGCACCCCCUGCCCGCCCCCGCAGGAGGAGCUGGCAGCUGCCACCAUGUCUGAUGGAGUCACUUUGGUUUUGUUUCUCUACCCAGAUGAAAUUAGAAGGUUGAUUUCCUCACCCUUGUUAUUUUUUCAAGGUCUUUCUGGGACCUGGAAAUAAAUUAUUUCCUUGUCGUCUAGCC